Cavia porcellus (domestic guinea pig) is the source of this 1556-nucleotide messenger RNA. It is a transcript of the gene Ltb4r, whose product is annotated as leukotriene B4 receptor. Gene Ontology annotation, cellular component: plasma membrane. Gene Ontology annotation, biological process: inflammatory response; complement receptor mediated signaling pathway; phospholipase C-activating G protein-coupled receptor signaling pathway. Gene Ontology annotation, molecular function: complement component C5a receptor activity; leukotriene receptor activity. NCBI's taxonomy places the organism in Eukaryota, Metazoa, Chordata, Mammalia, Rodentia, Caviidae. The transcript is spliced from 2 exons. Bases 258 to 1304 code for a protein of 348 amino acids. The record is from RefSeq and is marked provisional.
GGAACAGAAAAACUAUCCACCUCCUACUGAAGGGAGGAGUGGGGGUUUAUUUCAGCCCCACCCUCAGGAAGAUGAGACUUCCCCCUCCCCUGCUCCGUGGAACUUCCUCUCUGCCCAACAUAGCUGAUAGCAACCAGAUCCAAGGUCAACCCCCUGACACUGAGACAGAUCAAGUGAUCGGCUAUACAACCUAGGCCUCACCCUGGGAUUGGCAUCAGCUUCUAAACGGUGUCGGGCAAAAUUUGUAUGUCCUUGUGAUGGACAGGAACACUACAACUCGUGCAGCCUCCCCCUCUGGAAGUAACACCUUCAUACCUCUGUUGGCUAUGAUCCUACUGUCCGUGUCGAUGGUUGUGGGGCUUCCUGGCAACACCUUUGUGGUGUGGAGCAUCCUGAAAAGGAUGCGGAAGCGGUCAGUAACUGCCUUGAUGGUGCUGAACCUGGCCCUGGCCGACUUGGCCGUGUUGCUCACUGCUCCCUUUUUCCUACACUUCCUGACCUGGCACACCUGGAGUUUUAAGCUGGCUGGCUGCCGACUGUGCCACUAUAUUUGUGGGGUCAGCAUGUAUGCCAGCGUCCUGCUCAUCACAGCCAUGAGCCUGGACCGUUCACUGGCGGUGGCCAGUCCCUUUCUGUCCCAGAAGGUGCGCACCAAAACGGCUGCCCGGUGGCUGCUGGUGGGCAUCUGGGGGGCAUCCUUCCUGCUGGCCACGCCAGUCCUCGCAUUUCGAAAGGUGGUGAAGUUGACCAACGAGACGGACCUGUGCCUCGCAGUGUACCCCAGCGACAGGCACAAGGCCUUUCAUUUGUUGUUUGAGGCCUUUACGGGAUUUGUGGUGCCCUUCCUGAUUGUGGUGGCCAGCUACGCAGACAUCAGCCGGCGGCUGCGGGUGCGGCGUUUCCACCGCAGGCGCCGCACUGGCCGCCUGGUGGUGAUCAUCAUCCUGGCCUUCGCGGCUUUCUGGCUGCCCUACCACGUGGUCGACCUGGUCGAGGGGAGCCGCGUGCUGGCCGGGACGCUAGACCAGUCGAAGCAGCAGCUGCGGAACGCCCGCAAAGUGUGCAUCGCUUUGGCUUUCCUGAGCAGCAGCGUGAACCCGCUGCUGUACGCGUGCGCUGGCGGCGGCCUGCUGCGCUCGGCCGGUGUGGGCUUCGUGGCCAAGCUGCUGGAGGCCACGGGCUCCGAAGCAUUCAGCACUCGCCGCGGGGGCACCCUGGCUCAGACUGUGAAGGGCAUCCCCAUGGCUCCGGAACCUGGCGCCAGUGGAAGCCUCGACGGCCUCAAGCAAAGCGAAUCAGACUAGGCCUGGUGCAAGGUCAAUUUCCUCCUCGCAGAACGCCCAGCGCUUUUUGACCUGACUCAAUUCUGUACCCGAGGGAUGGGCAUGGGGAAGGAAUGGGAUGAAGAAGGAGGAGGAGGAGAAGUGGGGCAAAUUAGAGCAGAGAGGGGAGAGAAGGAGAGGGAGAGAGAGAAACAGAAAAUGAGAGAGGGAAAAUAUGUUUUUUGGCCUGGUUAUUUCAGGCAGCUUUUCAAUUAAAACCAACGCGUAAAAUCA